AAUGCAGGAAGAGGUUCACAGAAAGACAGAGCCUCCUGGUGUCCCAUGGGAGGAGAGUUUCCGACUUCCGAGGUCUGUCCACCCUGAUCACUAUGAUUUAUUUUUGCAACCCAAUCUAUCAACCAAGUUAUUUCAUGGCAGUGUGACAAUUCAUGUCACAACAUCAGAGACUCGGGACUACUUCCUUAUUCACACAAAGUGGCUCACCAUUACUCAGACUGAAGUUGUCAAAGUGAUGGGUAGUGAAACAGAGGCUGUUCCAAUUACUGAGUCAUUUCCAUAUGAACCCAAUGAAUUCUGGGUCAUCAAAACUGGUGCAGUGGAGCCAGGCAGUUUCCAGAUUACUCUGAAGUUUUCAGGAUCACUUCAGAGAGGCAUUUUGGGCUUAUACUAUUCUGAAUACACUGAUGGACCAGGAAAUAAAAGAGGGUUAGCGACAACUAAAUUUGAACCAACUUAUGCUCGUCGUGCCUUCCCAUGCCUGGAUGAACCUAUCUUCAAGUCCACCUACAGUAUCACAAUUGUCCGUCCACAACAUGGAUACAUUGCUCUCUCAAACAUGCCAGUUAUGAGAGAGGAGGAUGAUACACCAAGUGAAGGCCUCACACAAGUGACUUUCAUGAAGUCAGUGCCAAUGGUCACCUACCUUGUGUGCUUCAUUGUGUGUGACUUCACUUAUAAGGAGAAGACUCUGUGCAGUGGUAUGCCAUUCCGCGUAUAUGCUCCUUCAGGUAGAAUAGAGAACACCAAGUAUGCUCUUGACAUCGGUGCAAAGCUUUUACAUAUGUAUGAAACUAUGUUUGAUCUGCCAUUUCCUCUACCAAAGAGUGACAUGGCGGCAAUUCCUGAUUACUCAUCUGGAGCAACCGAGCAUUGGGGGAUCAUAACUUACCGGGAAACUUCCAUCUUUUGCAACCAAGAGCGUAGCUCUGCUGAGAACUGGCAGCGAGUGACAGCUGUAAUAGCCCAUGAACUCGCACAUCAGUGGUUUGGCAACCUUGUGACACUAGAGUGGUGGAAUGACCUGUGGCUCAAUGAAGGAUUUGCAAGCUACGUAGAGUUCAAGGGAGUUGGUUAUAUUCAUCCAGGUUGGGAUAUGGACUCUCAGUUUGUAUCAAGGAGUCUGCAAACAGUGAUGGGGAUUGAUUCUUGUCUUAGUUCUCAUCCUAUUGUGCAGAGCGUGGAUACCACUGAUCAGAUUAACGCCAUGUUUGAUGCUAUAUCUUAUAAAAAGGGAUCUGCAGUACUGAGGAUGCUGGAGAAUUUCAUGGGAGAGACUGCCUUUCAAAGAGGCAUUAAUUCAUUCCUCAAGAAAUUUGCCUAUAAGAAUGCAGUAACAGAAGACCUGUGGAGAGAGCUUACUGCUGCAUGGGCUGCCCAUACUACCAGUGAAGCUAAGAAUGAUGUAGGAGAAAUAAUGGAUACGUGGACAGAGCAGAUGGGCUACCCAGUAUUGAGUGUGGUGCGAACAUCACCUGAAACAGUGACCUUCACACAGAAGAGGUUCCUUCAUGACCCAGCAGCACAAUAUGACGAAGAAGAGUCAAAGUUUGGUUACAAAUGGGACAUCCCCAUAACCUACAUCACCUCCUCAGACCCCACCAUCCAGAGGACCUGGCUCUAUAGAGAAGCAGACAAUGUAAGAGUGAAAGUAGAUCCAGGAGUAACUUGGGUAAAGGUGAAUAUACAGCAGAAGGGCUACUACCGUGUCAUCUAUGAGGCUGAUAUAUGGAACCAACUUGAAAAACUUUGUGUAGAGAAGCUUGUAGGCACUGCAGAUCGAGCGAGCCUUUACAGUGAUGUCUUCGCCCUUGCUAAUGCUGACUUGUUGCAUUAUUCUGUUGCACUCAACUUCAGUCGUGGUCUGGUGUCUGAGACAGACUAUGUACCCUGGGAUUCAGUGUAUGAACACCUCAUUGCCAUGGGGACAUUACUAGCAGAAACUGAUGCAUAUAAGCCAUUUUGUGUAAAGUAUUUUUAUUCUUAUUUAGAAUUUAGUACAUAUGUACUUGAAAUUAUUUCCAUCUUUUGCAAAGCUUCCUUAAUUAUCUCUAAUUUAGUUUUCUAAUCAUCAAUUACAGUGGUACCCUGAGUUUCAAACUGUGCCCAACUCAACCAAUUAUGUAAGUGUGUUAUUGCCAGUACUUUUGUAAGUGUAUUUUGGGGGUCUGAAAUGGAAAUUCAUUUGGUAACGGCACUUGAACAGCCUUCUGGAACGAAGAAAGGUCAAAACUCGGGGUACCACUGUAUUGCUAACAUGUGUAUAUGUAGAGCAGUAAUAAUCUCUUCACACUUAUCUAUUUUUAAUAAGUACAGUGGAACCUUGACUUACGAGUGUCCCAACUUACGAGUUUUUUGAGAUACGAGCCGUCCCUGGGUCGAAUUUUUGCUCUGAGUUAUGAGCCAGCUACCCCCUCCCUCUUCCCCCC
Cherax quadricarinatus is the source of this 2429-nucleotide messenger RNA. Lineage: Eukaryota; Metazoa; Arthropoda; Malacostraca; Decapoda; Parastacidae. The record is from RefSeq and is a predicted model, not a curated record.